ACAAGAAGAAUGAGCAAGAAACUUGUGUGUUGCUCUUUUAAAUAAAUAUUGAUUUACUUAUAUUUAAUUAACAACAAGAAUUAGGCAUGCGACAAUCAACAUAGAAACCGCUACCCACUUAAUCUCUGUUCAAUCAGAUAACAUUGUCAGCGCUAUAAAUUUUAAGUUAAAUAUUUUCUACAAAAACAUUAUUAUCAUUUAUAAAUUCUUCAAUUUUAUAAUAAGCUUUUUUACAAAGAAAAUAUUUUAUAACACAUUUGAAUUUAUAUUAUUAUUUUUAUAUGUUAAUUGUAUUGAUAAGAAACUAACGGUGCACCUAAUAGUGAAUGGUAAACGUGUCGCCACGUAAUCACGUCGUUAUGUGAGGAUGAUGUUUCUAAGAACCAGGGCAGACUAGAGAACUAGUUUAGAGGCACCGCAUUGGCCAGAGGUCCUGGAUGUGUUCUUAAGAAAUAAAAUAUGAUUGACUGAAAAAUUUCUUGGAAAAUAUGUACUCUCAUUGAUAAUAGGUGUUGGAUUAUUGUUUUUUAAGGCGUGCUUUCGGUGUUCUAGUAUUGGGUAGUAGAACUUUGGUAAAAUUAAAAGUUUCACAUCCUUACAACAAAUUGAAAAGAGCAGAUGACUUUAAACGGCUGAAAUACCCUGUUUAAAAAAUUUGGUAUAUAUUGAUAGGAUAUAGUUCUAUAAUAAACAGUAUUUUCUAGCAAUGGGGCCGUAGUCCCCGUGACUCACAAUUCCCUUUCCCCUAUUUGUAAUUAUGUUCUUUUAUAGAAAAAUGAAUAAUAGCCGCGAAGAUAAUCGUAGUGAGAGAAGAGAAGAUAAUGACAAUGGGUUCGGGUGGUGGACAGGCCUUGGAGCGGCAACAGCAGCUAUAGCCGGAGCAACUUAUUUAUUCAGUCGAAGUAAUAAUUCUGAGUCCAGCGCCGGAAUUAGCCACCAUCGUACUCAAGAAAAUAGCCAGGAACGGCGGACAUCAUAUUUACACGAUCUUCUAGAACGAGUAGAUAUAAAUGAAGAGAACGCCGUACCGGCAACACUAAUGACGAGAAGAAAUGUAUCAGGUGACAUUCCAGAUAAUCCAGUAAUUAAUAACUUGGACUCAUUAUUAUCAGAUUUGUAUGUGAGAUUCAUAGCGCUGAGAGACGACGACUUUCAAUUGCACUACAGAGUAUUUAAUUGUAUAUUUUCUACUAUUCAUAAAAAUAUGAAGGAAGUUGAUUCAUAUUUUAACCGCUACUCUAGUACAGCACAGGCGGCGGGUAGUCACUAUGACAGAUUGCGUAUCAAGAAACCUGAUGAAUUCGAUAUGGAUAUCGUCAUUGAUCUCCCGCUUAAUAUGAAAGAAGAUCGCCUUAGCCCUGGAAAUAGUGAUGUUGUACUGGAACCUUCAAGUCAUGGUUAUAUUCAACUAAAAAUGGGCACUCAAUACCAGAUGUUGCCUUACAGAGACGACUGGCAAAUCCAUAAAACGCUAUAUAAAUGGAAGGAUGUAGACAAUUACUUGCUUAGAGACAAGUUUAGUGACUGGUUCAAAGGUAUUACGGAUAAGGCUUUAAAUAAAUUUGAAAAAAAUAAUAAUUAUACAAUUAUGGUAGUGGAUAGGAUUACAUAUAUAAUCACUACCUCUAAGUCAGGACCUGCUAUAACUUUGAAAAUAAGUGACCCUGUCACUGAUUUCAAAAUGUCCAUUGAUAUAGUACCUGCAUUACGAUUUCCUGAGGAGCGUUGGCCAGUUCAUAGUGAUUACCGUGACAUACCACCGGGGUGUUCGGUUGGGGACUAUGGAUGGAUGGUCGUGCCCAAGCCGGCCAGCAGUGGCGAAAGCUCCCGCUCUUGGCGUUUAGCCCUUCACAACCAGGAGAGGAAACUCUUUUAUAACACUUACAAUUUGCGGCAGACUGUGCGUUAUUUAAAAAAAUUACGGGAUGCUCAAGAAAUGAAUGAAAUAGCGAGUUAUUAUGUGAAGACAUUAUUCUUCUGGGAGGUUAUACAGCAGCAAUCAGAGGAAAGAUUUUGGAAUCAGCCUUUAUCUAAACUAUUCAUAAUAAUGGUGAAGAAGUUCCAGCAAGCAUUGGCAAACAGAAAUAUUCCCUAUUUCUGGAACAAGAACCAUAAUCUUAUCGACGGCGUUGCACCUAACGUGGUGGCAGGUUACGCUAACAAGCUGAAGAAACUUGUCGUCAUACUGGACGAUCCCACUAGGUACAAAGAGGUCGCCAUAUAUCUAUUGACUAUUGACGAAUAUAACUCCUACAAGUCUAUAUUGUUUAAAUAGACCAAUUAGUAUACAUUUAUUCCUAAUAUUUUAAGUAAUUUUUCUAUUAUUUUAAUUAUACUCGCAAUAAA
Achroia grisella is the source of this 2346-nucleotide messenger RNA. RefSeq names its product cyclic GMP-AMP synthase-like receptor. The transcript has 4 exons. The record is from RefSeq and is a predicted model, not a curated record. NCBI's taxonomy places the organism in Eukaryota, Metazoa, Arthropoda, Insecta, Lepidoptera, Pyralidae. Bases 758 to 2275 code for a protein of 505 amino acids.